Messenger RNA from Haemonchus placei, 1606 nucleotides. NCBI's taxonomy places the organism in Eukaryota, Metazoa, Nematoda, Chromadorea, Rhabditida, Trichostrongylidae. The record is from the annotation of a GenBank genome assembly.
AAUGGUGCAGAAACUCGAGAACGAGCCGACGUCCGACGACCAGCCGAAGAAUCCACCUUCUCCAAAAAGUCGCCUAGCUGUUCUAAAACGAAACAAGAAACCUAAUGCAGCGUCGGAUCCGUUCCGGUUUCAGGGCAAUGGCGUCACGUACAAGGGAAAAUUGAUUGGCGAACGAGAUGUGGACAGUGCGCGCGGGGAUGCGAUGUGCGCGGAUGCAAUGCGAGCGGCAAAGGCGGCUGUGAAGGCUGCUGGUGCUCAUAAAACACGAAUAAUCCUCCAAAUAAACAUCGAUGGUAUCAAAAUUGUCGACGAGAAGAGUAAUGUGAGCAUUCAUCUGCUUUACUUAUUUCAAAUAUCGGGUUUCAUCAACGAUCUAUCUGCUGUGCUGCAUAACUUCCCGGUGUCAAGGGUGUCAUUUAUUGCUCGCGACACAACCGACGCUAGAGCUUUUGGAAUUGUUUUUGGACAACCUGACAGUAAGUCAGCAUCCUUUUUUCUGUUGUCAGAUCGCUUAAAUGCGAAUAAGUACAAGUUCUACGGAAUCAAGACAGCGCAAACAGCUGACCAAGCAGUUCUUGCAAUCCGUGAUAUGUUCCAGGUUGUAUUUGAAAUGAAGAAAAAACACAUCGAACAAGUCAAGCAGAAGCAAGAGGAGAAUAAGGAGACAACACCAGAAGAUGGCGUAGCCGUAGCAGACCUGUUAGAUUUGGAGACGGAAGUGCAGCAAAUCGAGCAAGGUUUACAUCAACUGGAACAGAUACCGACGAAUACGGAUGCAUUCGGCGCGACUCCGUUCGCCGACCCGUUCCAAGACAACAGUUUCGCUAGCAGUGUUUCAAUGAAUGGAUCAUAUGCAGCUGCAGCCUUGAACGGAGCGGCUCAUAAUCCCCAUCAGUUCCAAACACCGUUUAAUCCUCAACCUCAAGCUGCUGCAUGGCCUCAGGCACCGGUAGUGCCGCCAAUGGUUGCACAUCCACCUUUCCAGCUGCCAGUGCCGCAGCAGGCCGCUGCACCGUUUACGGCAGAUGCUUGGGGUGCACCUCAAUUACAACACACGCAUAGUACUCCAUCAUUUGCUCCUGCUGGAGGAUUUUCUGAAACGAAUCCAUUCGCCGGUGCUGUCACUGCUCCACAACAGUUUGUACCCCCUCGCGAUCCUUUCGACACUCGUAACAUCAUGCAACUACAACCAACUUUGCAUAAUGUUGCUGCUACUCGAAACGUAGACUGGGGAACAAAGGAAAAUGCUGCUCCGCCGUUGCAUCAUGCCAAUUCUUUCACUACUAAUAACUGCUUUGGAGACAACAAUGCACAAAACCAGAAUAAAUGGGAAGAUCGUAAGGUGACAUCAUUGGAGGACGCUUUCACAAAACUUGUAGACAUGAACGCUCUAGUUUCUCGGCCGGCUAAUGAUACAAAGAAGAAUCCGUUUGAACACAUUCUGAAUCCGCCUAAGGUUCGUUUUUGUGUCUCUCUGUUCCAAGUUGCUGCAAAUUUAAAAAAGUGUCAUGCUUCACUGAACGCCCUUGGCGCAGUUCCGAUGCGUCCUGCUCCAGUUGUUAUGGCUAACCAUGCAGAUCCAUUUGGUGACGACUUUUUCCGUUAA